AUGAAACUUGUAACACAUGACGGAAAAUUUCAUUAUGAUGAAGUAUUAGCUUCCUCAAUACUAUUGUUUAUCUAUCCAAAUGCUGAAUUAAUACGAACAAGAGAUCUUGUAGAAAUAUCAAAAGGAGAUAUUGUUUACGAUGUAGGUAGCGAAUUUAAUCCAUCUACUAAAAGAUUUGACCAUCAUCAGCAUAGCUUUAAAGAAACUUAUUCUAACAAAUACAAUUUUAAACUUAGUAGUGCUGGUUUAAUUUAUAAAUAUUUUCAGAAAGAAUUGUUUCAAUAUUUUGAGAUUUAUGAUACACACCCGCUUUAUGAAAGAUUAACUGACAAAGUUUACAAUGAAUUUUUUUUAGGUGCGGAUUGUGUGGAUAAUGGAAUAGAUAUUUGGAAUAUAGUUAAACCAAGGACAAUUUAUGAUGUAGUGAAUGAUCUAAAUGUGGAUAAUGAUUGUUUUUCUGAAGCUCAGACAAAAAAUUUUUACGAGGCUGUCAAAAUUGUCUCAGAUGAUUUUAUACGAUACAUGUAUAAAGUGAAAGAUUAUUGGUUAAAGUACUACAGCGAAUGCGAAGAAAAAAUUAAAAAUUUGUCGGGGCAUAUUUUACAAUCUGAUAAGUAUUAUGAUGUCGAUCUUAUUCUUGAUAUUGAAAAACAAUACAACAAAGACGUCUAUUAUUUAGUGUAUCCGCAAAAUAAUCAGUACAGAAUUCGUGCGAUUAAUGUUGAAUCCAAAACUAUGGCUAGUAAACUGCCUUUAAAAGAGGAAUGGAGAGGAAAAAGAGGCAAAGAGCUUAAUGAUCUUUUUGAAGGAGCAAUUUUUGUUCAUUAUUCUGGAUUUAUUGGAAUACAUAAAACAAAAGAAGGCGCACUUAAAAUGUGUGAAAAUACAAUUAACAGUAAGUAA
Messenger RNA from Vairimorpha ceranae, 903 nucleotides. RefSeq lists its product as hypothetical. The coding region runs from base 1 to 903 and encodes 300 amino acids. The transcript has a single exon. NCBI's taxonomy places the organism in Eukaryota, Fungi, Microsporidia, Nosematidae. Gene Ontology annotation, cellular component: cytoplasm; nucleus. The record is from RefSeq and is a predicted model, not a curated record.